Orycteropus afer afer is the source of this 880-nucleotide messenger RNA. RefSeq names its product ATP synthase mitochondrial F1 complex assembly factor 2 (gene ATPAF2). The record is from RefSeq and is a predicted model, not a curated record. NCBI's taxonomy places the organism in Eukaryota, Metazoa, Chordata, Mammalia, Tubulidentata, Orycteropodidae. Gene Ontology annotation, cellular component: mitochondrion. Gene Ontology annotation, biological process: mitochondrial proton-transporting ATP synthase complex assembly.
AUGUGGCGGCGCUGCUUUCAGCUACGGCAAUGGGGACGCCGCCUCCUGAAACAUCCCCUAGGUGGUCCCAUCGACCACGCGGUGUCAGGGCCAGCCCCCCAGCUCUGGGCCCGGGCCUACGUCCCCCCAACAGAAAGGAAGAGGUUUUAUCAGAACGUCAGUAUCACCCAAGGUGAAGGUGGCUUUGAAAUAAACCUGGACCACAGGAAGCUGAAAACACCCCAAGCCAAGCUCUUUACCAUUCCUAGUGAGGCCCUGGCCACUGCAGUGGCCACUGAAUGGGACUCCCAGCAGGAUACCAUCAAGUUCUACACCAUGCACCUGACCACCUUGUGCAACACUUCUUUAGACAACCCAACACAGCGAAACAAGGACCAGCUGAUCCAGGCAGUUAUGAAGUUUCUGGACACCGACACCAUCUGCUACAGGGUGGAGGAGCCGGAGACCUUAGUGGAACUUCAGAAGAAUGAAUGGGACCCCAUUAUUGAGUGGGCCGAGAAGAGAUACAAUGUGGAGAUUGGUGCCUCUACCAGCAUCAUGGGGCCUAGAAUCCCAGCCAAGACUCAGGAGGCACUUGCCAGUCAUCUGGAAUCUUACAACAUGUGGGCUCUCCAAGGGAUUGAGUUUGUGGUGACCCAGCUCAAGUCCAUUGUGCUGACCUUGGGCCUGAUGGACCUGCACCUGACAGUGGAACAGGCUGUGCUGCUGUCACGCCUGGAGGAGGAAUACCAGAUCCAGAAGUGGGGCAACGUCGAGUGGGCCCAUGACUAUGAGCUGCAGGAACUGCAGGCCCGCACGGCUGCUGGCACGCUGUUUGUGCACCUCUGCUCUGAGAGCACCACCGUCAAACACAAGCUCCUGCGGGAGUGAGGCCUGUGGC